GGUACCUUUUUAAAGUCCUGUGGUUUUGAGACCAGUGUAUUUUAUAGUUUCAGCUAAGUGUGCCAUGUUUUGUUUGCAGUUUUUCCUUUUUUGAUUCUUUUGUAAUGUGCUUUCGGACUUUGGUUUAGUGGUAAUUUGUUUUAGGAUGUGGUCCAAUUGUGCUCCCCAUGGCCCAUGGGAGAGGUUGGGCCAUAAAACGCAGUACUGAACUAGAGAGCUGUGUAGCUCAGCACUGCUCUCGAACUGACCCAGUUGGAUCCAUUCUGUACACCACCUGAUAUAGAAACCGGUGUUAUGGGAAUUGGUACUGUUCUACACCUGACUCCGAGAGGUGUUGUGGGGUCCGUGCGGUGAUGUACCUCACCUGGCUGAGAGUGGCAGUUGGGGGCCAGCAGCUGUGGGGUUCUGCAGUAGUCCUCCUCUAUGCACAGACAACCUUUCCAAUCCGGGAACUGGCCCAGCAGCCGGGCGUAUAUGGAACCAAAUUUACCACUCCCAGCCCGAAUUGAUUAUUCAGCCAAGCAGUUGUAUAAUAAUACAAUACUCCAUACCAUCAGCCAGUUCUCAAUUAGGCUAUUUGCAGGUGGGCGAACCGGUAUGACAUUUGCAUGGCGGCGGCAGGGCGUGGUGGCAUACCCGAGACACGGCACACUUUCUUCAGCAUGUCCCAUCCACUUCGACACGCAUGCGACUCAGACACGCAGGCCUCCUUUAUGGAAACGCAGUCACUGGAUCGCAACGAAACGCUGAAGAUCACCUGGUGUGCCAGAAGUCCUGAAACAAAACGCAUAAAUAACCAAAUCCACUGAAGAAGGUAUUCUUAUUCUUUUAAACACAGUUGUUAUCCAUUUGUAAUUAUUUAUUUUGGAGUGGCUGGUCAUAAACCAGACAUUUCAAAGAAAAGCUGUGAGACAUUUCAAUUCCAAUCUACCACCUCUAUCUUUGCAAUUCAAAUCUCGUCAGCACAAUUGAGCAAUAUUCAAUUAAAUCGGUUGAACUAAACCAUUUUAUCCGAUUAACAAGUAUUUAGACAUUCAAAAGUAAUUCUAGAAACAUCUUCAAUGAGUAUGUGGACCUCACAAUUAAAGCUGAAGCUGCUAUGAAGAACUGUGUAAUUAGUAAUAAUAGUUUUGUCCACUAACAGAUUGCGGAGAUUAAAAUCGAUCUUUUGGGGUAGAUGAGCACAUCUGCAGUAUGUAUUCAAUCAGAAAGCUCUCGACAAGCAAUGUUGCAAGAGAGAAAUGUUAUCGUUAUGUUAUGGAGGGUUAUUUUUCCUCUGUUCUGUUUACAUUAAUGUGUGCUUAAAUCGGCAAACACUAUAAAUGUAAUCGCGUCGAGUCGAAACAGGUGGCUCCAACACCUUCCUUUGCAAAUUACGGUAAGAAAAUAUACGCCGAAGUAUUUACUAGUGCAGAUUGCUUUGAUGUUCUCGGCUGUUGCACGGAAGAAAAGCAUUGCUCAAAAUGACAUAAUGUCUUAAAAGGUGAAAAGGAAUGACUAAGAGGUACCCAAAAGCUGUAUGUGAUUCUCGUUAUUUGAAAAAUACAUGCAUGUAAAAACAGUGAAAUAAAUAAACUUCAGUGUGUAGCCCACACUGCCCCCAUCCGCGUUUAACUCUCACUUAAACCAAAAUAACGUUGAAACAUCGAGUUUUAAAAUCUUCACAGCUGUUUGCUGGUGGAGGGAGGGAAGGCACGUCUACUCACCAGUCACCAGGGCGAUUUUCAUGGCUAUGGCUGAACAUGGGGGAGCAGUACGGUAGAAUCCCAUCACUUUUGACUAGCCGACUCUUGUGUGUGGACAGCUCCUGUUCCAAAAGCCUCUAGGGAACCGAUUGAACAAUAUACUGUAUGACGUCAACUGAAAGUGACUUUUACCAAAAAUGUUACCAAUAUAACCUGGCGCUGACGUUAAAAAUACAUUUUUUUAAAUGUGGGUUUGACUAUUUUUCACGCAUAUCAUCAGUGAAGUCAGACAUGAUAUAGUUUGAGGCAAUAUUAAAAUGUUAGAGGCGAUGUACCUAUUGCAUGUUACUUUUAGUUUGAAUAGCAGACAUACCUUGUGAUGACUCACGUAGAUGACACGUAUACUGCACGUACAACCCCGCGCACCUGUUUGAUAGAUAAGACCCACAUUUCUCGGGCAGAAUGCGUCGUAUGUGCACCUGAAACCUCUCAAUCUGUUCAGUGGUGAGUUCAUGUUUGAAAUACGUGAGACAUAUAGCCUAUAGCGGUUGCCUAUCAUUUGUGCUAAUACAUCUUGAUACGAUGCAUCGACUGACCUUUAUUAAAAUAUGCAUCAAAACAUACAUGCCCAUUUGUUGAAUUCAAAUAUUCUAAAUAGCCGGUAGUCUACUUCUAAAUGUCGACACAAGACUUUUAGGAGGAAAUUAGCUAAGUUAUGUAUUAUCUUGACUUGACCGAGGUUGUUUUUUGUUCUUUUUUAUUAUUAUUUUUUCUAGAAUAUCAUAUUGCGGAACACUUCAAGCCUUGUGUAUUUGUAUGGUUUACGCUAUUGUUUCUAGAUGCGACUACAUCGAUACGCGGACCCAUGGAUCGAUAUAAAUGCACCAUGAUCGGUAGUUUGCUCGAUUCUAAAGUUACGAAUCGGUUGAUUUACGAUUUGCUGCUAAUUCUACUUUAGUAUUACUAAAGCUGCUGCGGAAGACUCGCUGAUCUACAAAUCCUCUUACUUUAAAAAUAAUAAUGACCGCCUCUCAUUGGCUAAUAGUAAAUCUGCGUUGACCUUUUACGAGUAGCGCUGGAUGCUUUUCACCUUAUUUUGGGACGUCCGUAUGGGCAGGCUCUGUUACCGAUUUUUGUGGGGAACUUCCGGUCGUUCAGUGGGCAGCUAACUUUAUAGCAAAUAUCUAAACGGUCUCUGCUUACAGUAUACGCGGCUAACGUAUUGUAGCAAUGGAUUCAAGACAGAGUGGGGUUAUGUGUUCGGUUAGGGGAUGUCACAAUAACUGGCAGAAGCGAAACUUAUUUUGGGAACAAGAGUGUUUUGACCACCGAGUAGCAAGAAACGAGUGCGGCUGUGAGGCUUCUUAUGAUUUGCAAGACGAGGAGUCUCUUCGACUGGCUGAAAGCACUGAACUUGAAGAAACGACCAAAACCUGGUCCUCCUACCACUUCCCCGAGAUGUGGCUGGGCUAUGAUGCUCGAGUACAGAAGAAAUGGCGACUUCUCAUCAGGACAUCAACACAUGAAGACUAUGCUGAUGCAGAAGUGGAUUUACUAAGGAGCAGUGUGCAGCCGCGAUGCAGCACCCGGGGACCAGCUCCCAGUCUGAGGCCAGUGCCUUGGUCAAGGGUAAGGCUGUCAUGUCAAUGGAUGAAGCCCAGCCAAGGCUCAGCGAGCCCCAGGCCUCACAACUGCUCGGCCGUCUCUUUGGGUUGACCGUGUCAUUGCUCCGCCCGCUGCCAAGCUAUCAUGACCAGAACUUUCAUGUGGUGGCCGGCGAGGGAGGCCAGUAUUUGCUGAAGAUCACAAACUGUGUUUUCAGCCAGAACGUGGAUCGGUAUGAGCUGCAGAACCACGCCCUGGCCUUCCUGCACCAGCACGGUCUGCCUGUUCAGACUGUCCUGCCCACCCUCACUGGGACCAUGAUGAGUCUGGAGGAUAUUGAUUGUGGAUCUGGUAGUCAGAAGUACUUGGUGCGUUUGUUGACCUUCUUGCCUGGAACCACCAUCGCUAAUAUCCACUGUUCCCCACGCAUGCUCUACGAGGUAGGAAGGAUGGCAGCAACAACGAAUACAAUGCUGCAGAAGAUGGAGCACCCCAAGCUGUGGGCCUUGAAGCGAGAGAACAACCCGUGGGACCUGGGUAAUGUGCACCUGCUGGAGCCCUACCUGCCGGCGCUGGAGGGAGAAGAUGAGCUUCGGCUCGUGAAGGACGUCAUGAUGAUGUUCAAGACCGAAGUCUUGGUGCAUGUGAGCUCCUUCCGCAAGAGUCCAAUUCAUGGAGAUUUCAAUGACCAAAAUAUCAUAGUGGAACCAGACUCUCCGAUUGGCUACAGAAUCUCUGGAAUCCUGGACUUCGGAAGUAUGAACUAUGGCUACUCCAUCUUUGAGCUGGCCAUCACCAUUAUGUACAUGAUGAUCGAGAGCCAAAGUCCGCUGGAAGUUGGGGGGGCGGUGUUGGCGGGCUGGGAGAGCAUCCUCCCGCUGGAUGAGGUGGAGCGAGACGCUCUGUACACGCUGGUACUGGUCCGAUUCUGCCAAUCUCUGGUAAUGGCUCACCAUACAGCCGCACUUCGCCCAGAAAACAAAGACUACCUCAUGAUCACUGCACGCAAGGGGAUCCGACUUCUACCCUUGCUCUGGAAGCUUGGCAAGGAGGCUGUGCUCAAGAAGUGGGUAGAUGAUGCUAGAGAGUAUUCAGACAGGAAGUGAUGAUAGGACUGGUGUGAUGCAGGUUCCUGCUGCUUUCGGGUUCAUAUGGGUUUGCUUUAUUAUUCAGAUAUCUUAUUUUCUCUAUAACCUAUGCAAAAGAGCAUUCUGUCAAGCAGAAAUAUUGACCUCGGAAUGUGACAGUCGGAAACAAUAUGAUUUACAGGAAGUUCUCUUGCUGUACCAAUUUGGCAGAACAGUUUUUUUUGGGCACUGGUCUGUGUUCAGGCUGGAGUGGGUUUAUUUGUAUUAAAUUCUCCUUUUCAAUCUGGUCAGAUGGAGUCACGUGACGCAAUGCGAGAGUAGGAAGCUGAGCUUGUCACUCCGCAUCGCUCUGCUACAUUUAUCCGAUUAAAAUAUGUAUAACCAGGAAAUAACCGCACGGUUUUGUUUAUGAACAGUUGUGGGGCCAAAAUAUGUCUAAACUAUUGAAGACACCAACUUGUGGAGACAUAAAAAGACACUUGCGCUCGCACGGGACUGACGAUAUGCAAGUCCAAGAUGCAGGCGACAGAAUAUUGGCCAACAUUUAUGCAAAGCUUACAAAGAUCUCCAGUGAUAUGAAGGGCCCAGCAGAAAUGCAUCGCACCACAGCGUCGGUGGUGACAAAACUAUGGCAAGGCGAGGUUGAGAAAUGAGUGGACUAUCUUGAAUCUGCUGAGAAAAAAUGGCAGGAUAAUCCACCGGCUAACAAGCGAGCACACGAGUCGCCAACCAGCAGCCCAGAUCAGGAGACGGACCCAGACCAAUGUUGCCGAGGUUUUUGAGGUCGUCGCACAGGGAUUUGAGAGUGAGAAAUGAAGGCGAGCUGAGCUGGGGAAACGACAACGUCGUGCUCUUUCCUGACCUCUCCAGAGCCACACAGGUGAGGCGCGACAAAUUCAAGGAGUGCAAGAAAAAGCUGCACGAACGGGAGGUGAGCUUCAGAAUGCUGUAUCCCGCUAAUUUGAAAUUCGACACCGAUGAUGGAAUUAAGACUUUCGAGUGCCUGAGGAAGGCGAUUGCGUUCAUUGAUAGGAUGUGGGGAGUUUGUGACCAUGGUACUUCUCUUAAAUUCAGUGCUAGAUAGCCUAGCUGACUUUGUUUUUUAAUUUUCUUCGCUUGGCACUUCUGAACAUUAAUAUACAGACACUGGUUUGGACUCAUUUAUUACAGCAGCAGAGCCUGCGCGGCUGGAUGAGUGAAGUCUCGUGGACCGCUGGUUUUCCACUGGAAAGAUUUC
Conger conger (European conger) is the source of this 5615-nucleotide messenger RNA. RefSeq names its product hydroxylysine kinase-like. NCBI's taxonomy places the organism in Eukaryota, Metazoa, Chordata, Actinopteri, Anguilliformes, Congridae. Bases 3263 to 4396 code for a protein of 377 amino acids. The record is from RefSeq and is a predicted model, not a curated record. Gene Ontology annotation, molecular function: amino acid kinase activity. The transcript has 9 exons.